Messenger RNA from Schizophyllum commune H4-8, 216 nucleotides. RefSeq lists its product as uncharacterized. The coding region runs from base 1 to 216 and encodes 71 amino acids. The record is from RefSeq and is a predicted model, not a curated record. The transcript has 3 exons. NCBI's taxonomy places the organism in Eukaryota, Fungi, Basidiomycota, Agaricomycetes, Agaricales, Schizophyllaceae.
AUGUACAAGCUCGCCGUCGCCAUCGUCGCCGCCUUCGCCGUCUUCUUCGGUCAGGCGUCCGCUGCGACUCUGCUCGCUGACAACCCUGUCGAUGCCUGCAACGGCAGCAACCACUACGGCGAGGGUCACGACUGCGCCUUCAAGAGCGCCGACGGCACAGCCGAGGGCGUCUGCCACAAGGACGGCAGCGGCGUCCUCACCUGCGUCACCAACUGA